GGCAGGGUCCCCAUUGCCUGCUGCGCACCCGGACUAGCGGCUGCCCUCGGCCUCCUCGCCAUGGACGCGGACGACUCCCGGGCCCCCAAGGGCUCCUUGCGGAAGUUCCCGGAGCACCUCUCCGGGCCGGCAAGGCCAUCGGCGUGCUGACCAGCGGCGGGGAUGCUCAAGAUGCGUCGAAAGGCCCGGAUGGCGGAUUUCUUCCCGUUUUGGGACCGCGCACUGCACAAGGAUGGAGCGGGGAUGGGCCCACGGCCCACGGCCCCGGUGACCUUCCCUUCGCCCUUGAGCGCCCGCGGGGCGGGCGCUGCAGGUUGGGGCGCUGUGGGCGCCGCCCCGCCCGUCGCCAGCGCCUACGUGAUGCCCGGCCCGUGGUCCCCAUGCGCCCAGGCCCCGAAAUCCGUAUGCCGCGCGCUCCCCAAGCCCGCAGCGCAGCCUCCCCAGGCCCAGCGCCCCCGGCGGGAGACGCCGGUGGCAGCGCCAGGCCCCGCCCCGCAGCCCGCCCCCCAGCGCCCCUGGGAAGUGCUCUGGCGUUAG
This is a messenger RNA of Piliocolobus tephrosceles (Ugandan red Colobus), 537 nucleotides long. RefSeq names its product translation initiation factor IF-2-like. Bases 163 to 537 code for a protein of 124 amino acids. The transcript is spliced from 2 exons. The record is from RefSeq and is a predicted model, not a curated record. NCBI's taxonomy places the organism in Eukaryota, Metazoa, Chordata, Mammalia, Primates, Cercopithecidae.